Messenger RNA from Cataglyphis hispanica, 2439 nucleotides. RefSeq names its product carnitine O-palmitoyltransferase 2, mitochondrial (gene CPT2). The transcript has 7 exons. Gene Ontology annotation, biological process: fatty acid beta-oxidation. NCBI's taxonomy places the organism in Eukaryota, Metazoa, Arthropoda, Insecta, Hymenoptera, Formicidae. Bases 228 to 2177 code for a protein of 649 amino acids. Gene Ontology annotation, molecular function: carnitine O-palmitoyltransferase activity. The record is from RefSeq and is a predicted model, not a curated record. Gene Ontology annotation, cellular component: mitochondrion.
UAUGCAUAUAUAUACAUAAAGUAAUCGAAAUUUGUCAUAUUUACAUAAUGCCUUGUCAUUCUCACAUUUGGUCAUAUGUUCUCUUCUCUGUAAAUCUCAUAAUUUUAUUCAUUUUACAUUUUACGUUACUUGCCUUCGAAAUUAACACGAUUCAUAUUGAAUCAUAAAAUGUCUGUCUUAACUAGAAACAAAUUUCGAAAUAUUCUGGUAAAGUACUUAUUUAACACAUGAUAGGUCGUGGAGGAGUUGCACUAACACAACAAUUAGCUAGGAGUACUAUAUCAUUAUAUGAUACCCCUGAAUAUCAGUAUCUGCAUAUUAGUAAAAUUCCAACAUUGCAUUUUCAAGCAUCCUUACCACAAUUACCAAUACCAAAGCUUGAAGAUACAUGUAGGAGAUAUUUGAAUGCACAAAAACCUCUAUUGAAUGAUGAAGAAUUGCAAUAUACAUCUUCCUGCGUUUCAAAAUUUCUUCUGAAUGAAGGACAAAGUUUGCAAAAGCAGCUGAUUCAUGAUAAUGAACAAAAUCCACAUACCAGUUACAUUAGCGAACUAUGGUUUGAUAUGUAUUUACGAGAUCGCAAGCCUUUACCUAUCAAUUAUAAUCCUUUUUUAAUUUUUAUACCAGAAUCCGAUCCAAAAUAUGAUGCACAAUUAGUAAAAGCGACAAAUCUCAUUGUGUCAUCAUUGAGAUUUUUGAAAUCUCUCAAAAAUAACGUUUUAGAGCCAGAAGUAUUUCAUAUGAACCCUGAAAAAUCAGAUACUGAACUAUUUCGCAAUGUCACAAGAUUGAUUCCAUCUCGUUUUAGCUGGUAUGGUGCUUAUUUAUUUAAGGCUUUUCCUUUGGAUAUGUCGCAAUAUAAAAAUCUAUUCAAUACAACUAGAAUACCAGAAUUGGAGAAGGAUGUAAUCUUCCAGGAUUCUUCAGCAAAACACUUAGUUAUACUAAGAAAAGGUCAUUUUUAUGCAUUUGAUGUUUUAGAUGCAAAUGAUUCCAUUCGUAGUCCUAGAGAGAUAGCUGCAUGCUUAAAAGCCAUACUGGAAGAUGAUAGACCACCAAAUAAACAUCCAGUGGGCGUUCUUACGACAUCAGAAAGGGAUCAAUGGGCACAAGCACGUUCACAUUUAGUCAAAACUGGGAAUAUGGAAAUUCUUAAGAAAAUUGAUUCAGCUAUAUUUGUAAUGAUCUUGGAUGACGAAGUUAUUGGUACUGAAAAAAACAAAUUACUUAGAACAUAUUUACAUGCAGAUGGUACCAAUCGGUGGUUCGACAAGUCGUUUUCUCUUAUUGUUUCUAAGGAUGGCUACAGUGGAAUUAAUUUUGAACAUUCAUGGGGUGAUGGUGUUGCAAUACUUAGGUAUUUCCAGGAUGUGAAGGCUGAUAUAUCUAAGAAACCUAGAUUUCAUCCUAAUGAAGUAAAUGAACUUAUAAAAGAAAGUGUAAAUAUUGAGAGACUACAAUUUUCUAUAGAUGCAAAGAGCGAAAAUAUUAUUAAUCGACAAAAAACGAAAUAUCAAGAUUGGAUCAAUCGAUUGUGUAUUGAUUAUAUAAUAUAUGAAGAAUUCGGCAAAAAUCAAUGUAAGAAAUUCAGAGUAAGUCCAGAUGCCGUGAUGCAGCUGGCAUUUCAAUUGGCAUUGUACACUCUAGAAGACAGAGUGGUACCAACUUAUGAAUCUUGCAGUACAGCUGCAUAUAAACAUGGCAGAACAGAAACCAUAAGACCUUGUACAUUGGAAACUAAAAAAAUCUGCUUCGCUAUGACUCGAAAACAAACUGAGUUCUCUAAAUCAGAUUUAAAAAGAAUGAUACUCGAUUGUAGUAAAGCUCACAAUGUGCUUACAAAAGAGGCUGUAAUGGGCCAAGGAUUUGAUAGACAUUUGUUUGCCUUGAGAAAGAUUUCAGAGAAAUCAGGUUCUAUUAAGCCAGCCAUUUUUCAAGAUCCAGCAUACGAAGCUUUAAAUCAUAGUAUAUUGUCUACAUCUACUUUAUCAAGUCCAGUUGUACAGGCAGGUGGAUUUGGACCAGUAGUACCUGAUGGCUAUGGAAUAGGAUAUAUGAUUCAAGAUAAACGGUUGGGCACAAUUGUAACAAGUUACGAAGGCAGUCGUAAUGCCAAUAAAUAUGUACAAACAUUGGAACAUGCAUUCAAGAGCAUUCAUAAUGUGCUGUGCACAUAAGCGUAUUGCGGCUAAAUAUAUUUAGAUAUUUUUUUUUUUAAUCAUUGACAUUAUAUAAUUAUCACAUUAUACAUAUAUAUUAUACAUUUACACAAGAAAAUGCUUACAAUCAUGUUACCUAUAUCAGAGGUAAACACAUAUAUUAUAUCUACAUUUUUUAAAUAUUAAACAAAAAGCAAAGCAAAAUGAGCUAUCUUUGAUAAGAAGAAACUUUUAUAUACAAUUGUUGAGAAUAAAUAUUUUUAAUAUUUUUUGUACACAA